CUGUAGGCUUUUCCCGAGGGAGAGCACUGGAUGGAUGCCAAAAGGGGGCGUUUGUCUCAUGCAGCCGGAGGGGCGGGACCAGAGGUGGGUGUGUGUCUCUCAGCUGAUGCGCGUAUCAACCGACCGACUCCAUCAUCAGCAUCCGACGCUGACAGCGGUCGAAGACAGCAUCCCUAAUAUAACCGACCCACGGUAACAUCGCAGGAUAAUUCAGAGCCCGGCCGACCAGGACUGACGUUGCUGUCUUGUGACAAUAUUGUUUAUUGAGGCUGCCAUCUUACAAACCCGCGGAGCUGCAAAAUAGUGAGUAGCCUUUGAUGAUGGACCGCCAGGAUGCUACAAUCGUGUGUGUGCCCCCACUACCUGCAUUAGGUUGUGAUGACCCACACUACUUCCAAAUGUAUCUGUGACCCUCCCCAAACCUGACUCCUAACCUCUAAUCCCUGACCUUUGACCCCCACUAUGGGCAGUGUUGGCAGUGGGGUGGCAGGAGAGCAGGAGUUUGCCAUGAAGUCUGUGGGCACGAGGACCACCCUGCCACGAGCACCUCCUCUCUCUCGCCGUUGCCCUGCCGACCGCAGCUGCAGCGCAGAGCGUCUGCCCCGCCCUCCGGCGACUAUAUCAGACGGGACGGCUUCUAGCGAUGAACGUGGGAGUGUUAGUAUUGGGACUGGGACCUGUACUGGGACUGACCGGCCCACCGAAACAGCCUCCUCCACCAACACUGAAUGUACCAUGACGGCCCCGUCCAACAACAACCAGUUGGAGUGUGGCAAUGGAGCAGGCAGGCGGGAGAGGGAGUGGGAGAGGGAGAGGGAGAGGCAGCGUGAGAGGGGUAGAGACAGGGACCGGGACCGAGACUGGGACAGAGAAAGGUUAGAGAGGGAGCGAGAGAGGGAGAGGAACCGGGAGAGGGAGCGGGAACGAGUGGAGAGGGAGAGGCUGGAGCGGGAGAGGGAGCGGGAGAGGGAGAGAGCCAGGGAGAGGGAAAGAGAGAGGAUCGAGAGGGAGAAGAUAGAAAGGGAGAGGGAGCGAGAGAGAGAAAGGGAGAGGGAGAGGGAACGAGAGAGGCUGGAGAACGAGAGGAUGGAGAGGGAGAGAGAGAGGGAGAUGCAGGCUGCAGGUUUGGAUGUUUGUGGGAACAUUGUGGGCCGAGGAGCAAACGAGAAGAACAGCGUUGGCAUGAGCCAACACCAGCACAGAGAGAUGGCAGCCGCCAGAGGUGACAGUGAGAACAAUCCAGGCAGCCAUAACCCUCCGAACCACAACCCGCCCAAGAUCCUGCCAGUGUCGGGAAAACUGGAGCAGGCGAUGCAGAACAACUCAGGCCUUGUUCGUCCCUCUGCCUUCAAGCCGGUGGUUCCCAAGAGCUUCCACUCCAUGCAGAACCUGGUGGGGCAGGCAGGAGGGGCUGGGAGCGAGGGCAAGACUGAGGCAAGGAGUGAAGGGUUCAGUGAGAGCAGAGGAGGCAGGAGAGGCAGGGACGGAGCAGGAGGAGAAUCAGGAGAGGUCCCAGAGGCCCUGCUCCUGGACCAGGACAGCCCAGUGAGGGUCAGCAGAAGUGAGGGCGGGGGAAAUGGUAAUGAAGUGGUUCAGGGAGGGAUGUCUGACUCAGGGAGGAACUCCCUGACCAGCCUGCCCACCUAUACAGGCUCAGGGUCCGGUUGCGGGCCCCCAGCAGUCCUGGGGCCUCUCAGUGCUUCCACCAGCCACAUCAACAGAUUGGGCAUGGUUGGGGCAACUGCAGGUCUGGACAAGCUGGAAAAGCCUGGUUACCAGAACGGUCUUAGUGCCUCAGACAGUGGCCGGUCCUCCUCAGGAAAGAGCUCCUCGUCCUAUCAGAGGCUGAGCCACCUGAGUGAUGCCCCAGCACCUCUACGCCCUUCCCCCUCCUCCGAUGACAUCAUCCAGGACUUGGAGGACCGCUUAUGGGAGAAAGAGCAAGAGGUGCAGCAUAUGCGCAGAAACCUGGACCAAAGUGAGGCAGCGAUCAUUCAGGUGUUUGAGGAGAAACAACGUGUCUGGGAGCGACAGAUGGACGAGCUGAGACAAAACUAUGCCUCGCGCCUGCAGCAGGUUACCCGUCGUGCUCAGCGCUCCCAGACUGCCCUGCAGGCCCAGAUAAGCCGUCUGUCCCAGGACAAGAGGAGGCUCCAGGAGGAGAUGGCGGCUCUGUUGGCCCAGAGAGAGGAGCUGGAGAGAAAGUGUCUGGAUUACAGGAAGGAGCAGGCUGACAUCUUGCCUCGUCUGGAGGAGACCAAGUGGGAGGUGUGCCAGAAGGCAGGAGAGAUCUCCCUGCUGAAGCAGCAGCUGAGGGAGAGUCAGGCUGAAGUGACCCAGCGAGCUGGAGAGAUGGUGGCCCUGAGAGGCCAGCUGAAGGAGCUCAAUGCCCAGCUGAGGGAGCGGGAGGAGGCCAUGCUGGGCCUGAAGGACUCCUACAGCACCAAGAGUCUGGAGCUGGAGAAGUGUGAGGGAGAGCUGAGGAGGACUCUGUCAGAGGUGUCCAUCCUCAGAGAGAAGCUGGGUGUUUUUGAGGCAGAGGUGCUCAGUUUAAAGCGGGCUCUGAGUGAAGUGAGCAGAGGAGCAGAAGUUGUUGUGAGCCCGAACUUAGCUGCUGCAGGACUGUUGCCACCGUGGGGAAUUGUCCACUGCCCACGUAACCCCAGUGAGCCCUCAACCAACUCUCUCACCCCCACAUCUGACACCCUGCUGAGUCUUCAGAGUGAUGAAGCUAAAGCCCAAAGGCAGGAGGCUCAGAGACAGGAGAGGCAGCAACGUGAAGAAGCUCAGUGGCGUGACGUGCAGCAGCGGCAAGAUGCCCACAUGCAGCAGGACAUGCGAAUGCGUCAGGAUUCCCAAAUCCGACCAGAGGCCCAACUCCGCCAGGAUGCCCAGCUUCGUCAGGACGCUCACCUCCGCCAUGAAGCCCAACUUCGCCAAGAAGCACAGCUGCGCCAAGAGGUGCAGCUCCGUCAGGAGGCCCAGCUCUGCCAUGAGGCCCAAAUGCGACAAGAAGCCCAGCUACGUCACGAGGCCCAACUCUGCCAGGAGGUGCAACUGCGUCAGGAUGGCCACCAGCAACAGCGAGGCCAGGAGGGUCACUGGGAUGAGGCAGGGGAGCUGCGCAGGCAACUGGAGCAGCUGCAGGCUGCAUUGCGUCUGGAGCGGCAGCAAAGGGAACGUCAGGCCCUCAACUUCGACCAGGAGCGACACACCUGGCAGGACGAGAAGGAGCGGGUUUUGAAAUACCAGGCACAGCUGCAGCUCAGCUAUGUGGAAACGCUGCAGAAGAACCAAGCUUUAGAAAAACGUAUGAGCCAGCUGGGAGCCAAACCGACCACGACGUCCACAACCACCACUAUUACUACAACCACCACCACCUCCCCCACCUCCUCCAAUUCUCCACCUCCACCACCAGCCCUCUCACCUUUGUCUCCUCAGCCCCCACCCUCUCUCCCUGGCCCCAUCGCUCUGACCAUCUCCCCACCUUGUGAAGACCAGAAGGGCCCUCCUUCUCUUCACCAGCUGGCCAAUCCCUGGGCAGGACCCUCACGCCUGGAGAGGAUAGAGUCCACUGAGAUAUAGAGACAGCUCCAUGACAAACUGUCCAGUUCAAAACGCUCACAGUGACAAGGCCUCUCACACAAAACUACUUCAGCAUACAGUUGAAAAACAUUUCAGUCUACAAUAGAAUAAAUCAGUUCAGUCUGACAUACUUUUCAAAGCAACUAUUGACACUAAACAGCAACAAAGGCCGACUCUGACAUUAUCAGUAAAAAGCAGAUCAUCUGAACAGGAAGUUGAACCUCAUUCAAUCUAUCAAUGAUUUUACAACCUCCUAAACAGCCUUUCUCUCACUAGUUGCACACUACUACAUCCUACCUGAUCAGUGUUCGUGAGAAGUGUGCCACACUGAUGAAUGGCAGAAUAGCAAAAUGUUAAAUGACAAUGUUUAGAUGACAGCACUAAUACAGGGGUCAUUUAAUGCCCAAUGCUAGAAAAGGACCAAGACAAUCAGGGAUAUUGUCAGAAAUUGUCAACAAGAAUAUUAUGCGGUAUUUAUUCAUUGUAAGUCUGUGUCACUGGUUAUGUAAAAGUAGAAAUAGUGGUCGGAGUGUGUGAUGUUAACUUGCAUUUUUGGCCAGAGAGCGCCUUACUCCAUUCUCUCCAGCAUGUGUACGAGAAUAACAAAUGCUGGGAAUAGAUUAAAAAAAAAAAAAAUCAAGAGUGUGUUAUCAUUUUCAGUGCUUUAAUUAUAAUAUCAGCAAACCAGUAUUACACAUGGCUGGACUAUUUCAUUUAAAGCCCAGCAGAUAUCGACGUCAAAUGUCACACAGGCUGAUCCUUGAUUCAGUUUUCAAGUCAUUUCAUGCACAGGGUCUGACAUGCAUGACCCAUCUGAACACAUCACUAAGACCAACAGAGUUUAUAUUUUCUACAAAUUGAAUUAAAUAGAUAUGUUUAGCAGAUAAUCAACCCCGAGUGAAUAGAGAAUAUGUUUUAAGACGUGGGAGAACCUGGUUCGCCUUUAUUGUGGAUCGACUGUAGUGACUAAAAACAAACACUAGAGGUCAUUAGAGAGCUGUCGCAGCUCUGCCGACUCAAAUUUCUUCUCACUGAGCUGCAAGGAGAAUGUGAAAGGAAGCACACAAUUUGAAUUUGGUUAUUAUGAUAAUUGUGUCGUUCACUUUGUGCAUUUACAGCCAAGAAAUCUGAGAAAUCAGUCAGUGUCCCCAAAGUUAAAAAAUAAAAUUUAUAGAAUGUAUGAUAUACUAGAAAGAAAACUUAUAAUAGUUAUAGAUUGUAAAUGUGAGUGUGUGUGUGAGGGAGAGUGUGUGAGAGAGGGUGUGUGCAUGUGUGUAUACAUAUGAAAAGCUUCAGCUUAUGAGAUUGAGGAUAGAGGGACUAGUGGCAAUAGAGCAAGUGAAGAUAUAUUAAGAGCAAAGGGAUUUGGGGGGGGCUUUAAGUACAGUAAGAUGUACAUCAAAGCUUGAUACAAGGGCAGUGAGGCUGAACAUUCAAACGGAGGGAGUCUGUAUAUCCUGGAAAACUCUACUUUCUUCUGUAUAGUUCAUUUAGGCAAAGCAGGGGAGAAGGAAGUUAAAAAAACUGAAAAAUGGAAAGUCUGCCUCUUCAACGGGAGCAUUCAGGCUAACUGCACUAUGUAGUGUCCUACACACAAGUUAUGAUGUACAGUAGACUCAGAUGUGAAUAUCAUGGCUUUUAUAUGUGUUGUUUAUGCCAGCAUACAAAGAUGUUGCUCAAGAAUAUUAACUUAUCUCUAAGGUAUUACAUAGUAUUAUCAUCUUUAUUACUGUUAUUAUAUUAUGGUGAACUGACAGAGAAAAUAUGUGCCAUUUGAGCUUUCCUUUAUGUGUUUUUUUUAACUGUGUAGAUAGCCUAUUGGCCUACCAUGAUGGUGCAAUCAUAGCAACCCUGUCCAAAAAUGAUGUUCCUUUUGAUGUAGGUGAUAAAUGUAGUUACAGUAUUGCAUUGUUUAGAGAACAAAAUGCUACCGAUUUUAUACAUGUUUCAAAUUUAUUGUUUGCAUUUAUGUUAUUAGUACUGUUCUGGCUUGAUUAAAACCACCCCUUUGUUAAAAUUCAGCAGAACCAAUAAAGAUAUGUGAAUA
This is a messenger RNA of Epinephelus fuscoguttatus (brown-marbled grouper), 5632 nucleotides long. RefSeq names its product leucine zipper, putative tumor suppressor family member 3b (gene lzts3b). Gene Ontology annotation, biological process: regulation of dendritic spine morphogenesis. The transcript has 8 exons. Bases 463 to 3585 code for a protein of 1040 amino acids. Gene Ontology annotation, cellular component: dendritic spine. NCBI's taxonomy places the organism in Eukaryota, Metazoa, Chordata, Actinopteri, Perciformes, Serranidae. The record is from RefSeq and is a predicted model, not a curated record.